AUGGCGAAGAAGAGAGAUGGAAGGGAGGGGGGUAUGUACUGGGAUGGGGUGAUAGAGGGCAUGCCUGUGUUUACAGUUGUGGCUCCUCUUGAGCGUGUGAAGAUCUUGUUUCAGACCAGAAGAGCAGAAUUUCAAAGUAUUGGGCUGUUGGGAUCAUUCAACAAGAUUGUGAAAACAGAAGGGGUUCUGGGUUUUUACAGAGGGAAUGGAGCUAGCAUUGCUCGUAUUGUUCCUUAUGCAGCAUUGCAUUAUAUGGCGUAUGAACAGUACCGGAGAUUGAUUAUACAUGGUUUUCCUGGCAUUGGGGGAGGUCCCAUCCUUGAUCUAGUUGCAGGAUCAUUUUCUGGAGGAACAGCUGUGCUUUUUACUUAUCCCCUUGAUUUAGUUCGGACUAAAUUAGCUUAUCAGGUAAAUAACUGA
This is a messenger RNA of Ilex paraguariensis (yerba mate), 420 nucleotides long. Lineage: Eukaryota; Viridiplantae; Streptophyta; Magnoliopsida; Aquifoliales; Aquifoliaceae. The record is from the annotation of a GenBank genome assembly.